Molecule: messenger RNA, 846 nt
Organism: Durusdinium trenchii
Lineage: Eukaryota; Dinophyceae; Suessiales; Symbiodiniaceae
Source: the annotation of a GenBank genome assembly
GAAACUCAAGCACAUCAAUUCCGAGAGCUCCAGCGGGAAGCUUGCUUAACAUGAUGCUCCACAUGACACCGCAGAAGUACGUGACACCCGCAAGGUAUGUAUGGCUGGAGACAGGCGAGCGUCAGCGAUCAGGCCUCCCACGCAGGAUCGAACGAGCCUCGAUGCCUGUGCGUGCAUGCCCUCGCACUGAACUGCUGACGCUACGACAAGAAGUCCAGAGGAUGCAUCGAGAAGCAGAAGAAGUGGCAGAUCUGAAGGCUCAAGUUGAAACUCUGAAGGCAGAUUUGCGAAACGUCUUGGACAAGAACAGACAGAUGACUGAUUUAAUGGAGCAGCAAAAAUGCGCUGAGGACGGCAGAGAACAGGCAGCACAAGCCCGGCGCUCGCAGCUGGCUUGUGCUAGGCAGCUCUUCAGGGCAAUGCUGGAUGGCCGGCGAGAAAGUUUGCAAAACAGCUGUGCGCUUUGACCGGAAUUUCGCUACAAAGGUGAAGCAUGGUGAAGCCAAUGAAUCUGCUAAUGUUUUCGUGACAAAGGGGCGCGAUGAAGCUUUUACCGCAUGGCAAAGUGCAAAAUUUUGAUCAGCGCCUUGGUGCAAGUGACGGCAUGGUGUGCUCAAAGCAAGCUUACCAAGAUUCUAGAUACACUUCUACCGAUAUAUCAAGCUUGGAUGUCAGUCUCGCGUUGCCCCUUGUGCCUCACCUUCGACAGGGAAGGCACUGUGAGCUGCACCGGCUGCCGAUCGAUCAGAAGGAUCAGGGACAUCUUCUGUGGGGGCUUCCUACUCCGAUCUCAGGAGGGCAGAGCGGUUGAGGCACUUCGAUCGUGUGUGGGUGCACUCACCGACC